Saccharomyces mikatae IFO 1815 is the source of this 6045-nucleotide messenger RNA. It is a transcript of the gene LAA1, whose product is annotated as AP-1 complex accessory protein LAA1. Gene Ontology annotation, biological process: endocytosis; intracellular protein localization; retrograde transport, endosome to Golgi. Bases 1 to 6045 code for a protein of 2014 amino acids. The transcript has a single exon. Gene Ontology annotation, cellular component: membrane; Golgi apparatus; endocytic vesicle. The record is from RefSeq and is a predicted model, not a curated record. NCBI's taxonomy places the organism in Eukaryota, Fungi, Ascomycota, Saccharomycetes, Saccharomycetales, Saccharomycetaceae.
AUGGCAAACCAAUCCCUCAAAAAAGUAAUAGAAACUUCAUCCGAGAAUGGGCACGAUUUGUUAUCUUGGAUAACCACCAAAUUAGAAAAGCUCAUAUCUAUAAAGGACACUAGUGAGACUGAAUUACAGGAGGUAAAAAACAUACACGCUCAAUUAGAUGAGUUUAUAAGAUAUACCACUGCACUCGAAAAUACAAAUGAUUUGGAGCUCCAUUCAGUGUUUAUCAGUUUGUCUCAACUCUAUACGAUGUCCAUAUGGCGCUUAAAGGACGAAUACUCUGGUGUAGUUUUUGAUUCUGCUGCAUUUUUAACUAAUGUGUUGUGCGAAGAAGAUGUCUCGAUUGAUGAUGGGGAAAACGACCCUAAUUACAAGAAAAAAAAGAAGAAAUCAGCCACUAGAAAGAAAAAGUACGUAUAUACACCAGCAAAGGAUAUUGCAUGUACCGUACUUGUCCAAUUAUUCGAGAAUUUUGGUGGUAACAUUUCUUCUUUAGUUCCGUUGCUAUUCAACGUAAUUUUCAAAAACCUGAAAAAAAUUAUGGAAAAAAACAAGUAUCACCAUGCUACCUUCAUGACAACCCUUCUUCAACUUUUUAAUGCGAUUCUGAGGAAUUCUAACAAUGACGAUAAAAUUUUGGAUUCGACCACAUAUACCAAAUUUUCGAAAUUAUCCAAAGCCGUCUUCGACAGCAUUUCUACUGAUGAGAAAGAUUUCUCGGUUAAUUUUGUAUCUGUACUAAUAGAAUGUUGGACUGCCCACUUCAAACAAACUGCUUUUAUUCGAGAACAUUCCCAUGAUAUUUUGGAAACGAUAUAUUCUCGAUUUACGGAAGGUGAGAUAGGUGUUUAUGGUUUUGCGAAUGAUACAACUCGUAUCUUCACUGCAAAGACAUUAGCUGAGGUUUUAUUUGAUUAUUACUUUUCAAAAAAAAUUAUCACCUUACAAGAAAUAUGGUCUAUUUAUGUUAGAAUCUUCCUAAACUGCGGUACGCGAGAUGUGGAAAGUGGUUGCUUUGAAUCUAUUAUCCAUUUAAUUAACUUGAAUUUAUUAGCUGACGAUGCUUUCUUGAGUAACUCCAACUAUUUAGAUAUAGUACUAUCUUUAAGCCGCGUCUUCAGUAACUAUGAAGUGAAUAAUAGAAGCAUGAAUACAUUAUCAAGAUACUUGAGAUACUUCCAACAAAUGCAUAAGAUAAUACUUCCCCAUUUGAGUGACACUUCAAAAACCCAAGUGUUGUAUCAUCUUCUAGGUUGUUCAGGGUCUUAUCAAGGCUCUUCUAAAGAUGAUUCAGCUAACUGUAUAAAGUAUAGUAUCGAUGCUAAGCCCGAAACACAGUGGACUACAUUAUUACAACUUGACUUGACGCAUUUUUUAAUAGAGGAUUUAAGUUCUACGUUUGCCACCGAAGAACGUACUGUUAAGGAAAUUAGAGAUAAAUUAGUUGAAUUAGCCACGUGUGAAAUCUUCACAAUACGUGUUCACACAGUGGAGAUUUUGAAGACUUUCUUGAAUAAUUGUCCAGAAUAUCUUUCGGAAACCAUUGAAAACUCUCUACAUGCUUUGUCUUCCGAUUUUAAAUCCACAGAUAAAUUUGUUUUUUAUAAAAAUCAUGGGCAUGCUUUUAUUAUAGCGAACCUAAUUAAAGAUGCUGAGAGUGACUAUAUUUCCUAUGAUUUAAUCAUGAGAAUUACAGUUUUUUCCACAUCAUUCAUUAAAAAUAAUACUACGUCCACCUCUUCUAACUUAUACUUCAAAGGUCUUUUGUGCUGGAUAUUAUUAAUAGGACUGAUGAAUUACAAAGAUGAACAGUAUUUAAAACUACAGAUUCCUCAAUUAUUUCUUUUCUGGAAAGUCCUAUUAACGCAUACUUACACAUACCACGACGAAGAUGAACUGUACAAAAAUCUAGAGAUCCGAAACCAUGCUUUGACCUGUUUAUUGACGUAUUUAAGUAAUACGCAAAUUGAUAAAGACAUGGCCAAGCAAGUAUCGUAUUUAUUGACUAAGUGCUCCAAUUUCAACCAUUCUAUUGAUUUGAAAUCAAAAAACAUUGAUAAUGCAUUAUUGCAUAAUGAGAACAGAAUUUUACAAGUUUACCUCAAGCUGGAAAAAUACAUAAAUAGCGAUUUUAAUAGUUCUUUACUAAUAUUAAUCGUAAAGAACUUUUCAGAUCCAAAUCUUUAUACAGAUUCGAGCACUUCCAUUCUGAGCAGCCUAAAAGAUAUCCGUAACAGAAAAGUAGGUAAAAAGGACGACAUUGAAAAUGAUGCGGUGUUAGAAUCGUCAAUUAAUACUUUACUCCGUCAAAACAACGGGUUUGCAUAUGGCCUCUCAAGCAAGAUAACUGGGGAAUGUAUUGCGAAUUUAUCGAUGUCCACUACUUAUAGAUUCAAUGAACCAAUAAGUGGAAGUUGGCCAUCCAAGAAUUAUAAUUGGUACAAUGCUUUUGAGCUAGAAGUGACAAAGCCGAUUUCUCCUAUUUUAUCAUUGGAUUCAUUAAUUCUUCUAUAUGGAUCUGGGUCUUAUUCAAAAAUCGAUUGUUAUGCACCUCAAGUAACUACAUCUCUGAUUGACUCUUCCAUGGAGCUUUUUUCAUCUGUAUUCCCCUUUCUGAAUAGUAAAAUACAGUACUCGGUAAUGGAAACUUUGAAUUUAUCUAUGUUUUCUAAGAUGACUACGCCAUUAAGAAGUGUGGCAAUUGCUGCCAACGUUUUUAGUGCUCUGCAUAGUGCCCUACGCAUAAUGCAAGAGAAAAAUUUAGAGUUGGACUAUUCAGUAGGGCAAUUAAUUAUUGAAUCGAUAAAAAAGGUUCAGUUUUUUAAUGACACUUUUUUGACAAAGAUCAAGGCAGACUGUGUAGGAUUAGUUACAGCCGCUAUCGCAAGAACAUUUAACGAUGAGGAAAAACAAAGGUUCCUUGCAGAGCAGUCAAGAAUUUUCAUUAAGAAUGUCGCCGAUAUGGAUGAACCAUACUUGCGGAUGUUUCAUGUCCUUUCACUGGCCACAAUCUUCAAAUAUAACUCACAAUAUGCUAACUUUGAAGCAUCCUUUGACGUCAUUUUUGCAUUGAUGAAGGAUCCCCAUCCGGUUGUUCAUUCAUGGUCAUUAAAGGCAAUGCAUGUUCUCCUUGAAAAGCACUUAGUGAUUGAUUUGAAAACAGCAGCUGCGCUAUUAAGCUCCAUGGAAGAAUUGUUAAUGAACGAUAAGUAUGGUGUCUAUGGACACUCCACUCUUCGUUGUAACUAUAAUAGGGAGUUCAAUUCUCACGUAGCAAUUGGUGAAAUUUCAAGGACAUUGACGGAAACUGUGGGGCCGAAUUUUCUCGAACUUAAUGCUAAGGUUCUUGAUUCAUUCAGGAAUAUAACUCUCUCUUUGUUAAUUUCCAAUAAUAUUCUCAACAGCAUAUCCAGCAUCAAAAUGUUUGAAAACUUAGCUGCUUUUAAAAUGAAAAAUAUUUUGAACUACAGAAUCUUUAUAUCUUCUUCUAAGAGUAUAAUUAAAAGCUCAAUUGUCACAGGAAUAGGGUCAUCAUAUUUUGAUACUACGUUUACGGGGUCAAAUGAACUUAUUUCGCGCACUUCAAGUUUGAAAAGUGCUUUUGAAAACUUUGACUUAUUCACGUUGUUGUACAGAUUACAGAUGGAAGAUUUUUUUAUGAAAGAAAUGGAAAAUCUGAGCUGGAGGUAUCUAGCCCUUUUCCCCAGUUCCCGCUCGGUUCAGGAUUACUUUACUGAAUGGAUUCUGCAUACUCUCAGAAAAGACAAACAUUGGUUUGAUAAAUUAUACUCAAUUUUCCAUAUGAGUUUAGGAAGACUGUUCCAAAGCUAUUACAGAGAUGUGUCAGUUUUAUUAGAGCUAAACGGUCUAAAAAAAUCUUCAGAAAAAGAAAUAAAAGGCGAAGAAGAGGAAUCUAUAGCGAAUGUGAACCAGUUAGCGGACACGAAUGUCAACGAUCUUGGUUCUGAAAACCUUCAGUGGAAGAGUAGACAGAUUAUUUUGAAUUUGAUAUUAAUGUUGUGUUUAGAAUCCGAAAAAUGUGAUAAUCUGCUUCUUGCUCUCAGUAGCAAAAUUGCGGAUCUCAUUAAAAUAUCAUUCCUUGGGUCCACAGUGAGGAAUGAGGGCAUGAAACUAACAGGACUACAUCUUUUGAAUUUUGUUCUUCGGAACUACUCGUCCAUGAGGGAUCCUCAGAUUCCUGAAUCGUCGAUUUUAGAGCAACAAGAGGCGCAAAUAACUAGUGCAUUGAUGCCUGCAUUUAGUAAGGGAAGCUCACCUACCGUAAUGUCUUUUGCUAUCACCGUUGCUGCUGAAGUGUUGGCAUCUAAUAUCAUGCCACCAAAGGAAUUAGGAAGAAUCUCACAAUUACUAAUCGAUCUUCUUGGUAGCUUCAAAGAUUCUACGUCCGGUAUACGGAUAGGUGAGGCUACCGUUGUUACGCCUAAGGCGAAAAAAAAAAUUGAACUUGCCGUUUUGGACGCAUGGGCUGAGAUUGUACAAAGAUCCAUUACCUCAUCAAAUGAAGCACUUGUCUCUUUCACGAGAAAGUAUUGGAGCAUUUUAGUUCCAUUAUGGAUAAUUUCUCUACGUGAGUAUAUGAUGAUAAAAUAUAACGGCAAUGACUGUGCAGUGCAAUUAAGGAAUCAAUCAAAAGAAGAUGACCUUUUGGAACUAAGAAGUACAAAAAUUGAAUUAUAUGAACCAGUCUGGUUAAACUUUGUAGAGGCACUUGGAUGCACGCUUGAUUCAGAUGUUAGCAUUUUUUUGGCAUCUCUCAAUGGUGAGGAAUUGGAAUAUUUUCUCUUUAUUUUGUUUUGCCAAUGCUUGGAGGCAAUCGUCAAGAAUAUUGAUGAUCAUUCAGUUAAGAUGCAGGUUUUACCUGCUUUGCACAACGUUUUGAAAAGUAACCUCUGCAUAAAGAGCAUAUUUGAAGAUGAUAUUAUCACUGAAGUUGUUGGAAUUAUGGAUAGAUUGAUCUCUACAGGUGACAGCCAUGAAGAAUUUAUACUCGUUGAUAUUAUCAGUGACUUGAUCAUUGGCUAUUCAAAGUGCAAUUCAACACCAGAAACAUUUUUACAAGAUAUCGACAAACUAUAUGAAUUGUUGCGACUACUGAUGAUGAUUAUAUCGGAGAGGUUGCCAUUUAUCAAGUACAAUGUGUUAAGCAGCGAAGAAAUGAAUAGUGAAUCAAAAAUCUCCCCAACUGAUAUCAAUUUACUGAAGAAAACAUUUAUUGCGUUUGAGUCGAAUAUUAGCAACUUCGAUAAUCUGUUUAAAUUAGAUCUUUAUUCCUGUCUUCUAUUUAUCAUAGGGAAAAUUUAUGAGUGCAAUGAUCGCGAAGUAAUAGUUCCAAUCAUACUUCCACUUUUCAAAGCAUUAGUAAAGGCACUUACGGAGUCCCAAGAUGAGAAAAGUACUUCACUUCUGGAAAUAUUUUACGGAUCAAUCAAAGAUGUGAUCUAUCAUAAGUUGAGUUUAAAUAACAAGGUGGCCACCAUUUUGAUUUUACUAUCUAAUGGAUACACCAAGUUAAGUUGCCAAGAACUGGGUGACUGCGCAGAUGUCCUUUCAAAAGGAUUAGAUGAUGCCACUACACGGCCCAUUGCCUUACAAGGUUUUAAAAGAAUAAUAUCAAAUGUUUUUAAAUACCCACUGUUACAGUACUUAAUGAAGUUAGUCGUAAAAGGAUUUUUCCAGGAUAUCCAAGCAAACGAAUCUUCAUCGUUAGCAGAUAUUAAAGUAAAGUUAAUAGUUCAAUUUACGGAGGAGGUUAUCAAACAAGAUAAUUCAAAGGCAUCAUUGUCAAUUGCUUUAUGUUUGUCUUUCUUUUCCGUAUAUCAUAGUGCCUAUGUGGACAAAGUGGACGACGAAAUUGCGAGCCACAUAAUGACUUUGGCCAAGUUGGACAAAGAUUCUUUCAAGGAUGCUAUUACGAAUAUUCUAAAUCCUCAACAAAAAGCGAUUGUAGGUUCCGUAAUGAAGGCAUAUGUUAAAGCAGAAUCUUUGGGGUCUGUCGAAGAAGCUUUUCAAUUAAAAUCUUUUGACUAA